CGCGAAGGCUCACAGUCUGACGUCAUUGCAAAUGGCGACAGCCAGGCGAUCCCACUGACCUACUUCUAUUGUUAAGAAUAUACUUUCACAUAGAAUGAAGAUAUAUCUCUAUGGAGGUUUGGGUGAAGAUGGAACAGUAGAAGCCCCACUGUCAUCCGCAGUCAUCCUUUAUUUGCUCAACUACUGCCACCCACAUUCAAACAGUUUCCAUGUCUGCUUCAUUGAUCAGGAACAUAAUGGGGAAACAGUUGUUAAAGUCCCAGAGGCCUGCACACAGAAUAUAUCUCACCAGUUUAUGAACACAAUGGAUGGCAUAGAUUUAGUGUUGAAUUGCAGCCUCCCAGUCAUUCAGGACAUAGCAGCCCACACUGUUCGUAGUGGCCUGUGCUGUGUGGCCCGAUAUGUUGUGCAAGUCAGCCACAUGGCAGCAGUCAAGAAGGGACAUACAUUGAUAGAUCUCCUGGGUUUUAGGGCUGGAAGUGUGAAAGCAUGUGCGGAAGUUUCUGGGUGGACAAGACUGUGUGAGGUGGAGCUGCCCAAGGCCAUAGGUGGGCUCAUCUCCACUCUCAGAGAUGACAAGCCAGUGUCUAUGGAUAUCCCCGAAUGUUUGAUGACCUUUGAGCUACACUUUGACAAGCCACCAGUGCUGCAUAAUGACGACAAGAAAAAGCGACAGGUGCUGAAAGAUGUUCAGACAGAAGCGGAGGCCCUGAUUUCAGCUUGUGGAAAGGAGGGAGGCCCUGAUAUUGUUGAUGAGUUCUUUCAGACCAGGGAGGCAGUCAUGCCACAUGGAAGUGUGUAUUACAGAGUUCAGACGAAGGCAGAGAAAGAGGAGAAGAAGUUUGAUAUCAACACAGAGAACGGGGAGGUGUGCAGGUACGGAUGUACUGAGAACAAACUGAUCAAGUGGUGCGCCAGGUGUAAUGAUAGGGAAAAACUGAAACGCAAGGAAGAGCUGCAGCAGAAUAGGAACGCUAGGAUGAAUGAACGAAACUGUGAUGAAAAGACUACCAUAGAAAGCCAAGAAGUUUUAAAAAAUGGGUUGAACGUAAAUGGGGAUACAGAUCUUGGCAUUGGUUCCUUAGAUGAGUUAUCUACGUUCAUAAAGACUCUGACUAUACAUGACGUGAUCUAUGAGCAUGUGUAUGCUGAAGGGACCAGCUUCACCGUGGCUGAUGUGAUCCUGUUUGUCUACAUGUACACUCUAUCGGAGUCGAUGGGUUUUGGCAAGACUCAGCUUUUAGACAACGCCCCUAACAUCAAGAAAUGGCUGGUCCAUGUGAUGGGUCUACCUAAGAUACGUCAGACAUCCCUGCAGUGUGGUUACGAUGUGAGUAGCAUGGAGGGGUGCCUGAAGGGGGAGGGGCUGCAGUUCCCUACAGAGUUCUCCAUACCCCCUGUUACCUUGGACGUGGAAGAGGAUAACCCUGAAAUUGGGCGCAGUUCAAAAGCCAAACAGAAGGCACUUAAGAAGGAUGUUGCUGUGGUCUUGGAGAAAGUGAAGGAGGGGAGAAUACAGACUGAGCCCGGCGAGCAUCCUUGUGGUAGCAAUGUUCACAUGGACUGGACAACUGUGCCCCUCCAGGCCAGUCCCAAAUGUGAGUUACCAGAGAAACGUGUAUCCAGAAAGUGUGAACAGCUAGAGAACCUAGCGACAGCCGUACAGUCACUGGCCAAACCAGGGGACGUCAUUGUGGACUUCUGUAGUGGAGCUGGUCACCUUGGCAUCAUCAUUGCCUACUUGCUCCCGGAAUGUAAGGUGUAUUUGGUGGAGAACAAGGAAGAGUCACUGGGCCGGGCCCGGGACAGGGUGAUAAAGCUGGGCCUGGAUAAUGUUACCCUCUACCAGUGUAACCUGGACUACUUUCAAGGCAGUUUUGACAUUGGUGUGUGCCUGCAUGCGUGUGGUGUGGCCACUGACCUGGUUCUACAACAGUGCUUGGAGCGUGGAGCCAACUUUGUCAUCUGCCCCUGUUGCUAUGGCAGCAUCCACAACACCCAUCUCAUCACCUACCCCCGCAGUCAGCUUUUCAGGGAGGCAGGCAUCUCAGAUUAUGAUCUGAUAGUGUUGGGCCAUGCUGGAGACCAGACAGAAAAGGCCACGGAGCUGUAUGAUCAGGGUCGGCAGUGUAUGGGCCUUGUGGACACCGACCGUGCAAGGCUGGCCAUGGAGCGGGGUUACAACGUGUCCCUGUGCUCACUCCAGCCCCUCUCUUGUACACCAAAGAACAACCUGCUGGUCGGGAAAAGAUGACAAUAACUGGGUCUAUUGUCAUAUAAUUAAUAUCAUUGUAGAUGUUUUAAUAAAUAUUUAAAAGACCCAGA
This is a messenger RNA of Mya arenaria, 2325 nucleotides long. RefSeq names its product glutathione S-transferase C-terminal domain-containing protein-like. The record is from RefSeq and is a predicted model, not a curated record. The transcript has 14 exons. Bases 95 to 2254 code for a protein of 719 amino acids. Lineage: Eukaryota; Metazoa; Mollusca; Bivalvia; Myida; Myidae.